GAGUCUCCUUCUCUGGAGAUAUCCAAGACCCAUCUGAUGCCCACCUGUGCAAUAUACCUAUGGCAGGGAGCCUGCCUUAGCAAGGGGUUGCACCCAGUGACUUCCCUAUGUACCUUCUAACCCCUAUGAUUCUGAGACUCUAUGAACUAUGAAAGCAAUAGCAACAUGCACUUCUGUUUUUAUUACCACUGUCUGUGUCUUUUGGGACGGCUUUAACCACAGCUGUGAACGUGGUUGGGGUCCUUUAGAUGGCCACUUUUGCAGUUUGUUAUGCAUAUGGCCAAUAUGGGGGAACAUAAGGACUACCACGAACUCAAACUUCCAGAUACUCUGGUAUGUGAAUACUGGACUUUAAUAUUUAGAUUUACCUCAAGAGCUUGAGCUGGGAGAAAAGAUGUAUGCUUGUGCAGAGCGUUAGAAGCAACAUCGUCCAGAACACAACACCGAGGACUACCAUAGCACUAAAGUGAGUGUGAACUGCCUCGAGGUCUGGAGAAACACAGGAGUGGGUCGGCUCAGCGAGAUCGGUGCUGAGGUUCCGCAGCACCCCUGCGUUAGAACAACCCUUGGCUGCAGCCGGGCGAACGUUUGGGGUUCUUCUCCCGCACGGCCGGGCCGCGGACGCCCGCCCUCCCCCGCCCCCGGGGCGCGGAGCGACAUGGCGCCGGGGCUCCCCGCCUCCCUCCCGCCUCUUUCUCCACCCCCUCCCGCUUUGGCGCCAAACGGCGAAGGAGAGCGGCGGGAUGAGCGGCCAUCAGCCCGGCCACGUUAACGGUUUUGGUGAUGAAGCAUCCUGUAAAAAACGAGAGGAUUAUCUGGAAUGGCCUGAAUAUUUUAUGGCAGUUGCAUUUUUGUCAGCACAGAGAAGCAAGGACCCAAGUUCUCAGGUUGGUGCCUGUAUUGUAAAUUCAGAAAACAAGAUUGUUGGAAUUGGGUACAAUGGGAUGCCUAAUGGCUGCAGUGAUGAUGCACUACCUUGGACAAGAACAGCAGCACAUAGAUUAGACACAAAGUAUCCUUACGUGUGCCAUGCUGAACUGAAUGCCAUCAUGAACAAAAACUCAGCUGAUGUGAAAGGGUGCAGCAUGUAUGUUGCCUUAUUUCCAUGUAAUGAAUGUGCAAAGCUCAUCAUCCAGGCAGGCAUAAAGGAAGUUAUUUUUAUGUCUGACAAGUAUCACGACUCUAUUGAAAUGACGGCGGCACGGCGGAUGUUUGAUUUAGCUGGUAUUGUAUACAGGGAAUUCAAGCCAAAAUGUAACAAGAUCAUCAUUGACUUUGAUUCAAUUAACAGCAGACCAAGUCAGAAACUUCUGUGAAUUAAGUCCCAUUAUAUCUCUAGAAGACUGUGAUUAUCCUUCUCUAAAAAGCUGCUAAUGCCUUUCAUCUUGAAGUUACUUGCAACUUUUUAAUGGCUUCUACAGUAAAGUAGACUUCUAAGAAAUGUAAGGCAUAAAACGUUCCCCUCACUUCAUCUUGUCAUGUGGAAUCUAAAUCAACUUAAAAUUUUUAAUGCCUUUAUCAAAUCUGCUUUAAAAGUCUAGAGACAUGUAGAUGAGACAAUAUAAUGUAUGUACAGAAAACUGUUCUGGUUCUUGCUGCAUUCAUCACCACAUGCUCUGAUUGGUUGACAACAAACACUGAUUUAGACUCAGUUAAACAGCAGUUUUUAUUGUAACCAGUAGUACAUUCAAAUAUGCUAAUAUAUGUUGAUCUCUAUUGGAUGUGUGGAUCUAAAUAGCUGAUCCUAAUAAAUGACAAAAUGUGUUGUCCAUACAAAUACUAAUCUUCUAACUUGCAUAACACUAGUAUUUUAAAAGGUUAUACAGAUUAAAGUAUAUAUAGUAUUUUACAUGUGUUACCCAACAAAAGGAAGUUGAUUUUUCUAUUAACUGCUAUCUAAUACUGUUAUACUUGCGCAGCGGUGAGACAAGAAGUUGUUCUGAGAAUGGUUGAUGCUGGAGCAAGCUUUAGAGACCUUUCAAUUCUUUUUUUUUUAACCAAGACUCCAGAAUUGAAAGGAUUAGCAGGAGUAUAUCAUUUUUCUCUUACCUUUGGGACUCCUAUUUGGAGUAGGUUUUCAGGUAUAGAAGGAAAUUAGUUUAUCGGUCUAAGUUCAUUCUAGAUGAUCCAACACAGUUCAGUCUUAAAAUUAACCUGUAAGAUAACUCAAUCAUUUUUUGUCCUUUGAGAGAAAUUGGAGAUACUCAACCCAUAUCCACAUCUGUGCCAAAAGUGGUAAUUAUUAUGGUGUUAGCUUGUUUCCCAGUGCUGGUGUAGUACUUUCAUUUCAUAAAUGUUGCCUAAAAUAAUAUCCUUUUUAAUUUUAUUUUGAGAUCUGGGAAUAUAUUUUG
Messenger RNA from Phasianus colchicus (ring-necked pheasant), 2351 nucleotides. It is a transcript of the gene DCTD, whose product is annotated as dCMP deaminase. Gene Ontology annotation, cellular component: cytoplasm. The record is from RefSeq and is a predicted model, not a curated record. Gene Ontology annotation, biological process: pyrimidine nucleotide metabolic process. Gene Ontology annotation, molecular function: dCMP deaminase activity; zinc ion binding. Lineage: Eukaryota; Metazoa; Chordata; Aves; Galliformes; Phasianidae.